This is a messenger RNA of Salvia miltiorrhiza (redroot sage), 1067 nucleotides long. RefSeq lists its product as uncharacterized. The transcript has 3 exons. The coding region runs from base 463 to 954 and encodes 163 amino acids. The record is from RefSeq and is a predicted model, not a curated record. Lineage: Eukaryota; Viridiplantae; Streptophyta; Magnoliopsida; Lamiales; Lamiaceae.
GGGCCUGUUGACUUGGCUUUCGAUAGUGCUAGCAAGAUUGAUUGGUUUUUAAGUUUUAGCGAAGAGGAUCGCCAAAUCUGUAACAUUUUGACCGAGGCCAACUUGCGAGUUAGCUCUUUGUGGAGCCGCGUGCCUGCAGAUCAUAGGAUGUCGAAGUCAUAUGUUACCCCUCUGCUUGGGAAGGGCGCUGCCAUGGAUGUGAUCCGUAAGAAUAGGCAGAAGACUGCUAGCUCGAGCGGCGCGGUUACAGCUGAUGGUGCUACCGCACGUGUCCCGCACUUGACUCGUGUUCCGGCUCACAAGAAAAAGUGGUCUGCUGAGGUUGACCUCACUUUGUCCGACCAGGUGGACGAUCCUGUCAACCUGUCAUUUCCGAACGUAUCGGCGCAUGCCCAGCUAGGACCUAUUCGAGGGGUGGCCGAACAGCUAUUACUCCCACGCGACUGAGAUUAUUUGAAGGAGAUGGGGAGUGGCAGCGUGGCUAGUGAGCUCUUCGAUCAUGCCUUCUUGAGUUUGCAGAAAGCCGCCUUCCUCAUGGAGAGGACUGUUGCUAUGGAGGCGGAGCUUAGCGAGUUGAGGGCCGAGCGGGAGAACUGGAAGGGAGAGAUGACGGCUGUCAAGAAGACGCGUGAUGAGGCCCGUCAGGUUGUCAAGAAGUUGGAGUCUGCCAAGUUGGAAGAUGCUCGCCGGCUGGAGCGGGCUGUAGCGGACUGCAAGGAACUCGAAGCCAAAGUUGUUGCGUUGGAGCAACAAGUACUUUAUAAAAGCUGUGAGACAGAGGUUCGAGUUCGGGGCGAGAUGGCCUUGGCGUAUCUCGAGAAUCAGCCCCCCAAGACUUGGGAUGUCCAACAAUACAUCGAUGAGUUUAAUGAGUGGAAGGCUGGCCAGGAGGAGCAGGAGAUGCAGCUUGCAAGCAACUUUGCCGGGAUGACCACUGGAGACGACCAUCCUUAGACGGGGAAGCGACUUCUUGAAGCGGGGAAGAGAUGUCUUGUUAUUUUUCUCGCACUGUUUGAAACUUGACUGUUUGACUAACUGUUCGUAUUGGUAUGCCUCCAGCUUGAACU